Messenger RNA from Rotaria sp. Silwood2, 375 nucleotides. Lineage: Eukaryota; Metazoa; Rotifera; Eurotatoria; Philodinida; Philodinidae. The record is from the annotation of a GenBank genome assembly.
AUGUCGACUAAUGAUGAUAACGUGGAUUUAUUAUCAUUGAAUGAUUAUAAUGAUUUUGAGAAUUCUUCAAAUGCAUCAGAAGAUGAUUCAAUUGAAGUAGCGUCAAAUGUUGAUGAACAAGAAAAUCAAAUUAUUGAUAUGACUACAUAUUUAGAAUUGAAUAGUAGUUCUGACGAUGCAUUAGAAAUGAAUGGUGAUGAUAACUAUAGUUCUGUACUUACUGUUGAUAAUAAACGUUCUUUCUUCGAUGAUAUUAACGAUCAUUGUGAUACACUUGAUGAUGCAUGUUCACAAUUUAAUUCAGAUGCAUCAAAUGAUGAUGAUAAACUUGAAUAUCAUGCAUUAAGGCGCCACGUGCGCGAACAGCAAACGUAA